Pseudogymnoascus verrucosus is the source of this 1416-nucleotide messenger RNA. RefSeq lists its product as uncharacterized. NCBI's taxonomy places the organism in Eukaryota, Fungi, Ascomycota, Leotiomycetes, Thelebolales, Thelebolaceae. The transcript is spliced from 3 exons. The record is from RefSeq and is a predicted model, not a curated record. The coding region runs from base 324 to 1340 and encodes 338 amino acids.
CUCCCGUUAACGGAAUCGUCAACGAAUCACCAUGCUAUCAUUUCCGUGCAGGAAAGAGGAAUAUCCGCUGCCGACCAAUCCCCCUAGGCCUAGUGCUAAGAUAUCGGAGAAGCACCAUGCUAUCAUUUCCGGGCGGUAGGAGGAAUAUCCGCUGCCGACCAACCCCCCUUAUGGCUAUAUAUAAGGAUUUCGAUCGCUGCCACAGAGCGGGUCAAUCACGAAAUCCAUCAACCUUGAACAAAGGCUUCUAUCAUAAUCAACGUGUCAUACCCUAUUCAUUUCAUCAGACUCCCUGAAAAAGAUUUGUCCCUGGUUCUCCCAGAAUGCCGGGGCCCGCAUUUAUUCUAAGGGGCAAGUUUUUCCCGCCCAAACAGAUCACGAAGACAUUCGAAGGGAAGACCGUAAUCGUGACAGGGUCAAAUACCGGGGUGGGUUAUGAAACCGCCCUCAAAUAUGUCCAACUCGCCGCGUCAAUAGUCAUUCUGGGUGUCAGGAGUCUGCAGAAGGGCGAAAUAGCAAAAUCGCAAAUUGAAAAAUCGACAGGGCGGGCAGGCGUUGUCCAAGUAUGGCAAUUGGACAUGGCCAACUUCGAAAGCAUCGAUGCAUUCGCGAAGCGUGUUGAGAGUUUGAAAAGGGUCGAUGUUGCUGUUCUUAACGCAGGUCUCUUUAAUCGCACUUACAAGGUGUCCGAGACGGGAUGGGAGAGCAAUCUUCAAGUUAAUACUCUUGGGACUGCGCUCUUAGCGAUCCUUCUCACUCCAAAGCUGCAAGCGUCCCGAACUGCAGAUUCACGGGCACAUCUAGUUGUAGUCACAUCAACAGGGCACAUCGAAGUGCAGCUGAAACCUCGAGACAAAGAUCAACUUCUCCACAAAUACAACAUUGAUCUUGGGGUGGGACUGUAUCAGCAGCAUGUGACCUCCAAGUUAUUCAUGAUGUGGAUCACAAGAGAGCUGGCAUAUCGCUGUCUCGAUGGCAAAGGCGAACCGACAGUGAUCAUUAAUGAUGCGUGUCCUGGUCCAUGCCGGAGCGAUGUUACGAGAGAUUUCGAUACCCCUCUAUGGACCAUUGCCAAGGGCGUUGGCUCUUUUCUGGCCUUGAGACCUGCGGAAAACGGUGCUCGCGUGCUUGUUGGCGCAUCCACUUUAGGGGAGGAUUCACACGGACAGUGGUUGUCUGCAGAUGGAUAUUAUAGGCCCUCUGGCCAGUAUAUUACGAGUGAUGAAGGCAAGAUCUUGCAAAAGGCAAUGUGGACUGAGGUUGUCGGUGUUGUUGAAGAAAAAAUUCCUCGAGUCAAGGGCGUGAUUGCGAGUCUGUCUGAGCAGAGGGCUUUGAGAUAGGAAGUAUGUUUUGAGAGGCGUUACUAGGCCGAAUAUCAUUAUACCCUUGUAGAUUCUAAACUCGCCUUGUUUCCCA